AUGUUUAGUGAGUAUUUGCAUAAACUGAACGACCUCCAAAACGCUGCGAAGGCAGCAAAGAAGGGAAAGUGGCUUGAUGACGACACGCAGGAGCAGCAUGUCCGAAACGUGGUCUGGACGCUGGAAAACCGUCGCCACUUGCUCGAAACGUCUCGUCGCGAACCGAUCGAUGCUGUUGUCGAGUACGUUCGAGACGGGUCUACGUUGAGGGUGCUCCUGUUGCCUUCGUUCACCUAUGUUACUGUAAUGAUUACGGGAAUCAGGGUAAGACAGUUGAUGAUCGAUUCAGCAUUUGGGGAAUUUGUGUUUAUAAGUGGCUUCAGAAGGUUGUAUGCAACAGUUCGAUGUUAGGU
Molecule: messenger RNA, 353 nt
Organism: Soboliphyme baturini
Lineage: Eukaryota; Metazoa; Nematoda; Enoplea; Dioctophymatida; Soboliphymatidae
Source: the annotation of a GenBank genome assembly